This is a messenger RNA of Leptosia nina, 1671 nucleotides long. Lineage: Eukaryota; Metazoa; Arthropoda; Insecta; Lepidoptera; Pieridae. The record is from the annotation of a GenBank genome assembly.
AUGCAGACCCAAAUGGGGGUCAGUGAGUUGCAGAGGAGUUACAGGGUGCAGGAUUUCGCCUCUCCUGGCGUUAUCAUGAGGGAACGGAGCUUCAUACGGCCACAGUCCCAUCAUAAUAUGCAUCAUAACCAGUUUCCUAACAAUGGGAAACGGAGGAGCAUGAUCCUAACAAAUGCAAAGGGAAAGCCGACUCUGGAAAUCUAUAGACCACCAGGCGUCCGCACAGACGGCGUGGCGGUGAGCAGUGGGGCCACGGCUGGGACUGCUUCCACGCCGACCUCUGCCUCGAACAAGCUGAACGUCCACGCUAAGGAAUUUACUAUGGCGAAACCGGGUGACCCACAUAAUAGCGCAAAUAGAGGUGUUAUCAUUGUUUUCUCGUGUGCAAGUGAAUGUUUGAUUUACGUUAAAAUGGUUCGUGGACGUUACUCUACUUCGGAUAUGUCGACAGUGGGCAUGGGGUUCACGAGCGUGGGCCUCCAGCACUCCAGGUCUGCUGUGCUACACGCGCAGGUGCCGCCCCACUACCGCCCCGUCAUGCCACCGCAUGCGUUACUUGGUAGCGCAUCCAGUGGAAACGUCCCUCAUGCUACGGUUGGACCUCGCGUCCACUUCAAGCUACCGCAGCAGGUAAUCCAAGAGAAGAAGAAAUCGCCACCCUCCUCACUCACCAACGGGAACGGCAAGAGCAUUCGCCCGCAGUCCUUCACCCCUGGUCUCAAGCGCUCCAAGUCUCUGACAUCUGCUGACACCCUGGCCAGCGGUAUGGCAGCGCUGGGACUCGCCGCUGACGCCGGAGACCUCGGCACCUUCCCGCCAGAGAUACAAGAGUGUAUCGACAAGGCACUGGAAGAUCCCAAUGCGGUGUGCGCCCGCACAUUAAUGGACGCUGUGGGACACCUGGUGAGCCGCGCCGUGGAGUCUCCACGGUACGCCUUGCCAGCCGCCCGUCGCUGCAUCGCGGUGGUAGAACGAGAGCAGACCGAGACCUUUCUCGAGUCCCUCCUCAACACCUGCCAGCAGUGGUACCACGAUAGGGAGAAGUUAUUGGGAACUGUGGUGGGCGGUGGGAGACCGAGGCUGAUGGCCUUCCUAUCUUUCCUGCUGGAGAUGUACUGUCAGCUCCGACGGCGCGCAAUACAGCGGCGUGGAGCCAGCGCCCAGCCGGGGCAGGUGCUGUUAACGCUCAUCUGCAAGUGCUGCGAGGACUGCAUUCGCCAGCCUGUGCCGUCGCCCAGUGAUACGGAGAACCUCUUCUUCGUAUUGACAUACAUCGGCCGUGACCUGGAAACGCAGCUCCCCGGUGACCUGGAGCGCCUGCUGACUGCCGUACGAGACGCCUUCAUCAAUACGGCGGCCGCACCCUCCAUACGACGCACACUUCUCCAGCUGAUCGAACUGCACGCUUCACGUUGGCAGCUUCCGGGCUGCGCUGUACUCUACUAUUACCCCUCCUCGAAUACCAGCUCGGAAGGUGAUGGCACCUCCUGUAGAGCACUCUAUACCGUCGACCCGCAUGGGAACAGCGUGGGGGGCUUAGACCCACCAAGGUCUUUCGAGAUGCGAAAGCAGACCCGUUCCCAACAGUGGGACAAGUUUUGUAUGGCGAUACAGAUCUGUGCUUGUGAGUCGUUCUGGGUGGUCUUAUUAAGUCUGCUGUGCUAUUCUUGA